Kwoniella botswanensis is the source of this 1293-nucleotide messenger RNA. RefSeq names its product ATP-dependent RNA helicase SUB2. Bases 1 to 1293 code for a protein of 430 amino acids. Gene Ontology annotation, molecular function: RNA helicase activity; RNA binding; ATP binding. Lineage: Eukaryota; Fungi; Basidiomycota; Tremellomycetes; Tremellales; Cryptococcaceae. The transcript is spliced from 9 exons. The record is from RefSeq and is a predicted model, not a curated record. Gene Ontology annotation, biological process: mRNA splicing, via spliceosome; mRNA export from nucleus.
AUGUCUCGACCUGAUGAAGAAGAGCUCGUUGAUUACGAUGAGGCCGCCGAGGAGACCUUCGCCCCAGCUGCUACAACCGCUACCAAUGGUGAUAAAGCAGAUGGUGAUAAGAAAGGUUCUUAUGUCGGUAUCCACUCGACAGGUUUCAGAGAUUUCCUUCUAAAACCUGAAUUACUUCGAGCCAUCUCAGAUCUCGGUUUUGAACAUCCUUCCGAAGUUCAACAAGAAUGUAUCCCCCAAGCUAUCUUAGGUACUGAUGUAUUAUGUCAAGCUAAAUCCGGUAUGGGUAAGACCGCCGUAUUCGUACUCGCUUGUUUACAACAGAUCGAACCUGUCGAUGGAGAGGUAUCAAUCGUGAUCUUAUGUCACACUCGAGAAUUGGCCUAUCAAAUUCGAAAUGAAUUUGCGAGAUUCUCCAAGUUCAUGACCAACGUCCGAACCGGUGUGUUUUACGGUGGUACCCCCAUUUCUGCCGAUCAAGAGAUCUUAGCCUCAAAGGAGAAAUGUCCACACAUCGUCGUAGGAACUCCAGGUAGAACGAUGGCUUUGGUCAGGGAUAAGAAACUCAACGCGACAAAGGUCAAACACUUCGUAUUGGACGAAUGUGAUAAGAUGCUAGAAACACUUGAUAUGCGAAGAGAUGUUCAAGAGAUCUUCCGAGCUACUCCCCACCACAAACAAGUUAUGAUGUUCUCCGCCACCCUGUCUAAAGACAUCCGAACCACUUGUAAGAAGUUUAUGCAAAGUCCUCUGGAAAUCUAUGUCGAUGACGAGACCAAAUUGACCCUUCACGGUCUUCAGCAAUACUUCCUCAAGCUCGAGGAGAAGGAGAAGAACAGGAAACUCAACGACUUGCUCGAUAACCUCGAGUUUAACCAGGUCUGUAUCUUUGUCAAAUCUGUCGCCCGAGCCACUCAACUCGACGCGUUAUUGCAAGAAUGUAAUUUCCCUUCUAUCUGUAUCCACUCUGCUCUUCCUCAACAAGAACGUAUCUCACGAUUCCAGCAAUUCAAAGCUUUCGAGAAACGUAUCCUGGUAGCUACGGAUAUCUUCGGUCGAGGUAUCGAUGUUGAACGAGUCAACGUUGUCAUCAACUAUGAUGCUCCUGCUGAUGCUGACUCGUACCUCCAUCGAGUCGGUAGAGCAGGUCGAUUCGGUACCAAGGGUUUAGCCAUCACAUUCGUAUCUUCCGAUGGUGAUUCCGAAGUACUUCAAAAGAUUCAAGAGAGAUUCACCGUUGCCAUUCCUACUUUACCUGAGACUAUUGAUCCUGCCACUUAUAUGACUUCUUAA